Messenger RNA from Ascoidea rubescens DSM 1968, 5363 nucleotides. It is a transcript of the gene PPR1, whose product is annotated as Ppr1p. Bases 204 to 5144 code for a protein of 1646 amino acids. The record is from RefSeq and is a predicted model, not a curated record. Gene Ontology annotation, molecular function: zinc ion binding; sequence-specific DNA binding; DNA-binding transcription factor activity, RNA polymerase II-specific. The transcript has a single exon. Gene Ontology annotation, biological process: positive regulation of transcription by RNA polymerase II; DNA-templated transcription. NCBI's taxonomy places the organism in Eukaryota, Fungi, Ascomycota, Saccharomycetes, Ascoideales, Ascoideaceae.
UUUUGUUCACUCUAAUUUUAUUUGGGUGAUAUUGACUUAGGCUUGACCUUCAAUUAGAAUACACUAUUGUUAUUCUCUAGUAAUUACAAUGCAUAUAUAAAAACUCUUUUUAACUAAAGACUAAUGCUUAUCUAGGUUUUGUUCAUUUCUUAUUGUUGGAAUUUUUUAAAAAAACUAGAUAUUCUUUGCUGAUCAUAUAUAACAUGUCUGCAAAAAAACGGAAAUUGAGCACUCCAAAAUUAUCAAAGAAAAAGACACUUGAUCAAAAAUUUCAAACUGGCGUCUCUUCAUCUGAUUCAACUCCAAAUGCCAAUACUCAACCUUCUCUGUCAAGUUCCAAUGUCAAUGCAUUGUCCAGUACAAGACCCUCAUCAACUAUACUAGCCAUUUCACGUUCAAUUGCUGCAUGUCAAAGAUGUCGGUUAAAAAAAACAAAAUGCGAUCAAAAAUUUCCAAAUUGUUCAAAAUGUGAAAAGGCUCAAGUUGAAUGUGUUGGUUUAGAUCCUGCCACCGGUAGACUGGUUCCAAGAUCUUAUAUAACCCAUUUAGAAGAUAGAAUUAAUCUAUUAAAUUCUAUCAUACUAAAACUUGGUUUAAAUCCCAAUGAUUUUAAAUCACAAGAUGAUUUAUUAAAUAUAAAUCCUUCAAUAAAUAUUCAUAAUAAUCAAAAUACGGAAACUCAAAUUUUAUUCUCAAAUUUAAUUAAUCAUGCCAAUAUUCCCUUAGAAUCAACAUCUCAAUCUCAAUCUCAACCCAAACCCAAACCCAAAUCCAAACCCAAAUCACUUGAAGAAAAUUCUCAAAACUCAAGAGUGAACUCAUCAUCAUCAUCAUCAUCAUCAUCUUCUUCUUCUUCUUCUUCUUCUUCUUCUUCUCCUUCUCCUUCUUUAUCAUCGUCACCUCCUACUAAACCUAAUAAAAUUUAUUUUUCAAAAUUAAUGGAAGCAGCUGUUAAAAUCAAUGAUUUGUCAACCGCUAAAAUUAAUACUAAAUAUAAUAAUCUCUACCCUCCUCAAUCAUCUUUAUUACCAAGCAAAAAAAUUGCAAAUUUUUUUCUAUCCUUAUAUUUUUCUCAAUCAAAUCCUCAAUUGCCUAUUCUUCAUAGAGAAUCCUUUUUAAAUCUUAUGUAUAAACCCAUUUAUGGAAAAUUUAAUUCAACUGUUUCCCUAGCAAAUAAUUACACCAAAAUAACUAACACUCACGAUAUCAUCGAUUUUACUGAUAAUAACGAAAAUUUCGAUUUUAAUAUCAAAAAUAAUAAUGAAUCAAACUAUUUCAAUUAUAUCAUAAACCAAAUUUCCGUUGAUAAAAAUGAGAUUUAUCAUUUUCUUGAUCAGCUUCUAACUGACCCACAAUCUAUCAAACUUGAUACAACCCCCAAACUUGAUAAUAUCCCUUAUUAUAUUAUUUUUUACAAUUCUUUAAAAAACAAAAUUUAUCAAAAAUAUAUGAAAAUUCCCCUAGAAAAAAGAUCGUUGAAUCAAUUUUAUAAAAACGAAAAUGAAAAAAAAGAUCACAUUUUAAAAUUAAAAAAACAACUUGAUCCUAUAAAGAUAUCCCUGUCAAUUGUCAUUCCAAAAAAAUACUACAUCAAUUUGUAUUUUCUAAACAUUAUAUUUGCUAUUGCAACCUCAAUUAUUAACCUAGACAAUGAUCAACAGACAAUCUUGUCUGAAGGUUUUAAGAUCUCCUCUGAAAAGUUUUUAGAUCAAGUUUAUCUAUCUUCUGAUAAUUUACAAUCUUUACAAGCUGUUUUAUUAUCUACUUUAUAUUCAUUGAUGAGACCAUCUACUCCUGGUGUAUGGUAUAACUUAGGCAAUGCUUUAAGGGUAUCUGUCGACCUUGCUUUGCAAUCUGAUAGUCAGAACAGCAAAGUCCAAUACGAUUCAUUUACUAAAGACUUGCGACGAAGACUUUUUUGGUGUACCUAUUCUUUGGAUAGACAGAUUUGCUUUUAUCUUGAUCGACCUGUUGGAAUUCCUGAAGAAAACAUAACUUCUUUGUUUCCAUCAGAACUAGAUGAUUCCUUGAUUUGUGAAAAUGAUUUAGAAACUAGAGAUUAUUCUAAAAACAUAAAUUUAUUUAGUUUUACAAGUGGAAUGCCCAGCUAUAAAGUAAUCUCUUUAGCUUUUUUUAGAAUUCGAAGAAUUCAAUCUGAAGUUUUGAAAUUUCUUUACAUUUCUCAUAAUGAACUUGGUUCUUAUGAUAAUUACUAUCAAGGUCUUUUUAUUAACACUAUUCUAGAUUAUUAUUAUCCAAAAAAGAUUUUAAAUAUUGGUGCAAAUCACAAUUUUAAUUUUACUUAUUCUAAUUCCGAUUUAUGUUUUGAUCCAAUUCGUUUUCAUAAUAAACCUAACCAAAAAACAAUCAUUCCCGAAAUACCUAUUUACCGUAUAAAAAAAUACUUAUCUUUAAAAUUAAACAGUUGGAAAGCUUCCAUUCCCAAAACAAUAAAGAAAAUGAAUUGCAAUUUUAACAGCGAAUUUUUUAGUCUAAAUUAUUAUCAUACAAAGCUAAAUAUAUUCUGUUUAUCUCCUAAAAACCUAAACUUGAUUCAACUUGACUAUCUAGUGAUAAUCGAUUCAUCAAAAGAAAUAAUCAACACUUAUUUCAAAUUGUAUUUAAAGAAAAUGAUGAAUUAUACAUGGGCAGCCGUCCAGAACCUAUUUUCUGCUGGAAUUGGUUACCUUUACUCAGUUUAUAGUUAUGAUUGUGAUUAUGAUUAUAAAGAUCUCUCAAAAGAUAUCUAUCAAAAAGAACAGGCUUUAUUUUCGAAUCAAAUGGAAUUUGUUGACUACAUCGAGUUUCUUAAAAACGACUUGGAAAAACUACUAGAUAGCAGAUUAGAAAAAAGCAGAAAAAAACUAAAAGCUAAAAAUAAGCACACAAAUUCCGGAACCGAUGAAAUCACCGCAGAAUUUAAUAUAUCUGCAAAACCAGAUAAUUUAUUUAAAAAUGAAUCUUUAAACUCUUUCUUGAAGUAUACUCAGGUUUGUUUAUUCAUUUUAGAUUUGUUAAAAAGCUCAUGUGAAGCCGCCAAUAAUUGUUUGAACAUUUUUAGAACAUUAAAAAAAGUAAUUUUAAAAUUGAAUUACAAUUUUGUUGUAAAUAACCCCGAGACUGUUUUUAAAGAUUUUGAUAAAAAUAUUUUGUAUAAAUUAGGUGAUAUCCAGAAAAUUCAGGUUUAUCCAAAUGACAACGACGUUAUAGAGACAAAUGCAGAUACAAUUAAAGAGACUGAGGCUAAUUUGUUAUCUGUCAAUGAUUUUCAGCAGUUUAAAACUUCAAGUAAUUAUAACCUAUUUAGUAACAAUAUUAAAAAGCUAAUAAACAUGUUACCUAAAGAUGAACAAGAAAUUAAUUCCAGUCGAAAACAAAUUUCAUUUCAUUCUUCAAAAAACUCCACGGAUGAAAAAUUUGAUAAAAAUUCAAAUAAACUGAUUCUGAAAAGUAAGAAUUUUGUCCAGCAUAACAAUUCAGCUAAAAAUAAUUUAGAAAUUAAUGAGAUUAAAGAGAAAAUGGAAACAAAAAAUCAUGAGUCGAAUGAUUCUAGCAUUUAUAUACUGAUUCAGAAUAAAGAAAAAGAAAACAAUUCAUUAUUUACUUCUUCACAGAACAAUAAUUUAAAAGUUAAUGAAAAUAUGAGCUUGAAAUCAGAAAAAAAACAAACUUUUGGUGCUCUCAAAAGCAAGAGUUUAUCUAAACAGGCAUUAUCAAAACAAAAAUUGCCCAAUGAAGAAUUAGAUAUAUUUUUUUCUGAACUUGACCAACUUGGACCAAUUUCACCAUAUUCAAGCACCUCCUGCAGUUCUAGGUUUCCUGAAAAUUCGGGGGAAACUGUUAGUAAAACAAUUCAACUAAAGGAUAAUUUAAAAAAUGAAGAAAAUUGUUUUACAAACCAAUCAAUAGACAAGAGUUAUAUUGAAAAUAGAAAAUCACAAGGUUUUAAUGAAUCAUCAAGCACCUCAAGCUCUAGAUUGUAUAAUUUUCAACCAAAAAUUCCAAUUUUAAAUCCAGUAAACAUAUAUGAAAAGCAAAUCAGUAUAAAAGACAAUUUAGAAAGUCAAUACACAAUUUCUGAUCUGAAUUAUGCUGAUAGAACAAUUUCUUAUCAAAAAAACCCUACUUUUUCUAACAAGAUAUUGAAAUCAUCUGAUGAAAAUUUAAUAAAGUCAAGGAUUAAUAUAGAAACUCAAAAAGUGGUUCAUGAUACUCAAAGUUCAAAGACUCAAAAUUUUAUUUUGUCUAAAAAAAGAGACUAUUGUAAUGUGCUGUAUGCUUCUGAAUCUGAUCAGCACUUUAAAUCGGUUAUGAAACAGGAAAAUACAACAUUAAGACAAGCUUCUUUACCACCUACAUUCUUGUUGCCUUUUUCAGAAUCAACCUCGUUUCCUGUAAAUCAAAAAUUGCAAAUACCAUGUAACAAUUCUCAGUUUUUUUGGAAAAAUAGUAAGGGAGUGGAAGACCGGCAAGACUUGAAAUUGACAAAAACCAAAAUUCCAAAUGAACUAAUAAAUAAAAAAGCUGAUUGUGAUAAAAAUUUAUUUGAAUUGAUGCAAGAGAAUGAUGAUGAUUUAACAAUACCUUUAGAUUUGGAACAGGAAGAAAACUCGACAAAUCAAAGGUUUCUAUUUGAGAAUGAUCAACCUUAUUCUUAUUUGCAUGAAGAUUAUAAUAAAUUGACUAAUAUUCAGAACAACAAAAAUUAUGGAAAUGUUAAUGGGAAUAUUGAUGGAAACAUGAAUAAUAAUUUCUUGAAUAAAGAAAAAUUAAGAAUAAGCCUGAACAAAUUAAAUUUAAGUCAUAAGUACCCUAAUACUAAAGAUGGACAAAGAAUAUUUGAAAUGAUUUAUCAGGUACCAACGGAAAAAAUAUGGGAGCAGUUUUUUGGCAAACAUGACAAUAUGAGAGAUAAUAUUAAUAAAAACAGUAGUAGUGAUUAUUUUUCCAAGACUGAUGAAGAUAAUGACAGUGUUAAUAGUAAAAAUGAUAGUGAACAAAGGUGUAAUGAAAAACAAGUAGAAACAUCAUCUGAUAAAAAUAGAAAUCAAGGUGAUAUGCAACGUGUUGGAAGUGAAGCUAGAAAGGAAAAAAGAAAUAUGGAAAACUAUAAAGAAACUAGUGAAAAUAACAAUAGAUUAUAGUAUAAAUUAGGAAAAAAUGACAAAAUGACAAAAUAUAACAAAAUAACAAGAUUAGCACAUGCAAAAAUUAAAAUUAUUGUAAAUUUAUUGUUUAGAUAAAAUAUUAAUGAUGGAUGAUGUUUAAAUAAGAGACAAAGCUGAAGCUAAAACUAAAACUGAAGCUAAAGAUAAAGAUAAAAAUAAAGAAAGAAAAAAAUAAAGUACAUAUAUAGAAACAAU